This is a messenger RNA of Knipowitschia caucasica, 1107 nucleotides long. NCBI's taxonomy places the organism in Eukaryota, Metazoa, Chordata, Actinopteri, Gobiiformes, Gobiidae. The record is from the annotation of a GenBank genome assembly.
AUGGAGAAACUGGAUGAAGUAACCGUAUCCAUCCUUAAAGCUGCAAGCAUUGACGAGCGAAUGCUUUUAACAUUGAACCGUGAUGAUCUGAGGGACCUGUUUCCUGGGCCUGAGCACUUUAUCAGAAGAAAACAUGUGUGGUCAAUAAUUCAUCCUGAGGAAGACCAUCCUGUACCACAGAAACCUGAAACAACUUCACCCAGAGUUGCAACAGCCAGCCCUCGAACUGCUGAUGCGUAUAAAAGCCCGCUGAAAACCUUGCAGCUACCCAGUCCUCCGGAAUAUGUUGUCUACACAGACACAAGCAAAGACCAAAUGGAGCGAUACCCCUCUAAGACCGAAAUCACUGCAAUGGCAAAAAGAAUUGUGGAAUAUUAUCCUAUGCUGCAGGAUCAGGAUACUAGCGUGAAACAUGAGAGCAUUAAUGCCAAGUUGCAAAAAAGGCUGCAAAAUAUAAAAACUCCAACCAAAAAGCAAGGACCAACACCUGACAGGGGACGGCCAAAGAGAAGGCUCACUGACCUCUCUCCGAGUGAUAAAGAAGCUGAUGAUGAAGAUGCUGAUUGCAGUUCUUCAGUGGUGCAUCUACUCUGCUGUUAUCGCCCGCCAGCAAUUCUGAUGAUGCCUCCACUUCAUCUAUUAGACCUCGAGUUUGAAGCCAGAAGAGCCUUCAUUGACUCUGACUCCAUGAAGGAGGAGAACAGAGCGUCACUCAUCUUGGAUGCAUAUCCUUGCUUCAAAGAAUUGCAUCAUGCGUUGGGUGAGCUGCGCAGAAUUUUGGAGCCAGAAAACAAGAAGUUCAUAAGUCAGAUAAAACUAAGAUGGGAGGAAUUCUGCUCCAGGGUAGAAUUCUAUGGCGUGUCAAAGAAGGCAAUGAAGCCGCCGAUGACCAUGGACAAAACUGAAGCCCACCUUGCAUUGAUGAAGGCUCUUCCAACGCUCUUUCCCUCACCUGCCCAUCCACCAAAAAAGAUGGGGACUCCUUGUCAAGCGUUUCUACAUGUCCUGAAGCCUACAGAAGAUCCAGAUUCUGUCCUCCAGAAACGAAGCUUGCCAUGUCCAGUAGUGGUGUUCGAUGGCAGCAAGUGUGUCAUUGCAGUUGAAUAA